AUUCCCUCACUCUCCAAGCAUGCCGCAGGUCCUGCCGGACUUCUCCGCCUCCGUGCGGCUCAAGUACGUGAAGCUUGGUUAUCAAUACCUGGUCAACCACAUCCUCGCGUUCCUGCUAGUCCCUGUCAUGCUGGCUGUAGCGGUCGAACUCCUCCGCGCGGGCCCCGAGGACCUCCUCGCAGUCUGGCUCUCGCUCCGGCAGCUCGACCUCGUCCACGUGCUCUGCUCUGCGUUUCUCGCUGUGUUCGUCACGACCAUCUACUUCAUGUCGAAGCCUCGCUCCGUCUACCUCGUGGACUACUCAUGCUACAAGCCGCCGGUCACGUGUCGGGUGCCGUUCGCCACUUUCAUGGAACACUCGAAGCUGAUCCUUAAGGACUGCCCUAAGAGCGUGGACUUUCAGAUGCGGAUACUGGAGAGGUCCGGGCUGGGAAGAGACGUGCUUGCCCCCGCUAUACAUUAUAUUCCUCCGAAUCCAACCAUGGAAGCGGCGCGUGGCGAGGCUGAGAUCGUAAUUUUCUCGGCGAUUGAUGCAAGACGGAUCAAGCCGAAGGACAUUGAUAUUCUUAUUGUGAACUGCAGCCUUUUUUCGCCUACUCCAUCGCUCUCCGCCAUGGUCGUCAACAAGUACAAACUCCGUAGCAACGUUAAGAGUUUCAACUUGUCCGGCAUGGGUUGCAGUGCGGGGCUCAUAUCGAUCGAUUUAGCAAGAGACUUGCUCCAAGCCUACCCCAACUCCUAUGCUCUCGUCGUAAGCACGGAAAUCAUCACGCCGAAUUACUACAAGGGCCAAGAACGAGCCAUGCUCCUCCCCAACUGCCUCUUCAGGAUGGGCGCAGCUGCCAUCCUUCUCUCCAACAAGCGCCGGGAGCGCCGGCGCGCCAAGUACCGUUGGUCCAUGUGGUGCGCACCCACAAGGGGGCCGACGACAAGGCCUACAAGUGCGUGUUCGAGAAAGGAUGACCAGGGCAAGACUCUCCAAGGACCUCAUGUCCAACAUCACCACUAUAGGACCACUGGUACUGCCCGCGUCCGAGCAGCUCCUCUUCCUCUUCACCCUAAUCGGCCGGAAUCUUCAACCCAAAAUGGAAGCCCUACAUUCCAGACUUUAAACAGGCUUUCGAUCAUUUUUGCAUUCACGCCGGUGGGAGGGCGAAGAACCUCCAACUCUCGGCCGAACACGUGGAGGCUUCCGGAUGACCCUGCACCGUUUUGGCAACACUUCAUCGUCUUCCUUCUAAGGGAGGAUGAAGAAGGGGAUAGGAUCUGGCAAAUUGCUUUUGGCAGCGGAUUUAAGUGCAACAGCGCGGUUUGGAAGUGUAACCGAGUAUCAGUGCACCAACAGACAGUCCGUGGCAAGAUUGCAUUGAUAGGUACCCGUUUUCAUUCCGGAAAUCGUGAAGCUCUAAAUCUA
Messenger RNA from Thlaspi arvense, 1414 nucleotides. The record is from the annotation of a GenBank genome assembly. Lineage: Eukaryota; Viridiplantae; Streptophyta; Magnoliopsida; Brassicales; Brassicaceae.